Messenger RNA from Alligator sinensis (Chinese alligator), 10387 nucleotides. It is a transcript of the gene FYCO1, whose product is annotated as FYVE and coiled-coil domain containing 1. The coding region runs from base 329 to 4972 and encodes 1547 amino acids. Lineage: Eukaryota; Metazoa; Chordata; Crocodylia; Alligatoridae. Gene Ontology annotation, cellular component: late endosome; autophagosome; lysosome. Gene Ontology annotation, molecular function: metal ion binding. Gene Ontology annotation, biological process: plus-end-directed vesicle transport along microtubule; positive regulation of autophagosome maturation. The transcript has 18 exons. The record is from RefSeq and is a predicted model, not a curated record.
CAAAACCCCAUGCAGAGGCAAUCCAUGCUAUAAGAGCUCUUGAUCUGGGAAGGACAUUCUCUAACUUCAGCGGUAACUUGGCCACCUGCCUACUUCCCCAACUCUCCUGGUGUCAUUUGUUUCAGCUGAGAAGAAAAAGUGUGGGGCAGAGGGCUCCCAAUUUUUAUCCCUCGCUCUCCUUUUGGGAAGUUUCACAAGUUGAGCUUCAGAUGCUACAAAGAAGACUGAUCUUUACCAGCUGAGUGGUCAUCAUGGACGUGGAAUCUGCUGUUUCUUUGUAGAUGGAUGAAAAGUAUAACAUCAUAGGCUUGCAGCCCCUCUGGUUUUCAUGAUGGCAGCAACCAGUGGAGAAAGCCAGCUACAGAGGAUUAUCCGGGAUUUGCAAGAUGCUGUGACAGAGUUAAGCAAAGAAUUUAAAGAAGGAGGGGAGCCAAUCACAGAUGACAGCAUCAACUUACAAAAAUUUUCCUACAAGCUUGAGUACCUUUUACAGUUUGACCAGAAAGAAAAGACCACGCUGCUGGGGAACAGGAAAGACUACUGGGAUUAUUUCUGUGACUGUCUGGCUAAAGUCAAAGGAGCUAAUGAUGGAAUCCGCUUUGUCAAGUCUAUUACAGAAUUGAGAACAUCCCUUGGUAAAGGAAGAGCAUUUAUACGUUACUCCUUAGUACACCAAAGGCUAGCUGACACCUUGCAGCAAUGUUUUAUGAACACCAAAGUAACAAGUGAUUGGUACUAUGCAAGGAGUCCAUUUCUGAAAUCUAAAAUGAGCUCUGACAUUGUGGGUCAACUCUAUGAGCUCACUGAUGUUCAGUUUGACUUAGCAUCCAGAGGCUACGACUUAGAUGCUGCUUGGCCAACAUUUGCAAGGAGGACAUUGUCCUCACUUGGCACUUCAGCAUAUUUGUGGAAGCCUCCAAGUCGCAGUUCAAGCAUGAGCAGUUUAGUGAGCAACUACCUACAGGCUCAGGAGUAUCCUUCUAGCCCUGAUGCAAAUAAUUCCUUAAAUCCUGAACAACUAGAAGGUUUUGAAGAGAUGCGAGUGGAGCUUGACCAGGCAGAUUUGAGGCAGAGAGAGCUUCAGGAUCGGAUUCAUCAGCUGGAAAUUGAAAAUCAGGAGCUUCAGGCAGCCAUUGGCCUUCAGAAAGAACAAGUGCAAGUGGAAAAAGAGAAGAGCAGCAACUACAGUGAAGAGAACGCCAGGCUGACAAAGAUGAUAGCAGAGCUACAGAAGCAAUGUGAAGUCUCCCAGUCCACGCAGAGUACUGUUCAUGACCUGCAGAAAUGCUUGCGGUCAUUAGAACUGAAUGCAGCUGAAAAGCAAAAGGAAUACUAUACGAAACUAGAGCAACUGGAGUCCAGCAAGGAGGCCUGCACCUCAAGACUGCACCACUUGAAUCAGGAGCUGGAAACUGCUCGGGCUUUGGUCAGCAUGAAGGACCUUUGCAUCAGUGAGCUUAGUGACAAGCUGAGCUCUACAGAGCAGAAGAACCUGGACCUCAUUGCAAAAAUAGAUGCUUCCUUGGGUGAGAAGGAACAACAAACCACCACUAACUAUGACUGUGCUGUAAAGAUCCAAGAAUUACUAGAAAAACUUCAUCAGGCAGAAGAGGAAAAGGCUGACAUACAGAAACUAAGCAAUGAACACCUGUCCCAACUGAAGACAGUGAGAGAAGAACUGCAGCUGAAAGAGGAGGUACAGAAAGAACUGGAAUCUAGGUAUGAUUGCCUUGCUGCUGACUCCAGGGAAGAGAGUGAAAAAUUACUUAUGAGCCUGGAAACCAUAGCAAAGGAAAUGGAUGCACUUCAGAAGGCGCUGACGAUGAAAGGCAAGGAGGUAGCUGACCUCCAGAUCCAGUUGAAGGGCUCUCAGGCUUGGGUGGGUUCACUGGAAAAAAAACUUGAAGAGGUCAGAAAAGAAAAAGAGCAACUUGAGGAGGAGUCCAGCAUCACUGAAAGUACCCAGAGACAGAAAGUAAAUGCCUUGGCAGAGCAAUUGGAGCUUCUGGAGGACCGCACAACAAAGCUGAGUCAGAAUGUGCAUAGCCUGGAGGAGCAAAAAAAGAAACUCCUUUCUGAGAAGGACCAGGUCAGCCAAAAAAUAAAGGCCUUGGAGGAGUGCACAGAGCAGCAAAGCUUAGCUCUGAGCGAAAUGGGUGAAGACAACAAAAAGCUGAAAUCUGAGAAUACAAAUCUGCAGCAAGCCAAGAAGAAGAUGAAAGAGAAGCUGAAAAACUUGGAGGCAUCUAAGGCCUCUUUAGAAGCUGAGGUGGCCAGGCUGAGAGCUUCUGAAAAACAGCUCCAGAGUCAGAUUGAUGAUGCCUUGGUGUCAGUGGAUGAAAAAGAAAAGAAGCUCCGGGGCCAGAACAAACAGCUGGAUGAAGACUUGCAGAACACCACAAGGCAAAACCAACUCUUGGAAGAGAGGCUACGGGCACUACGUUCUGAGUUCCAAGAACUGAGACAAAGAGAAGAAGCCACCAAGAAGUCUUUAGCUGUCUUGCAAGGAGAGCACAAGAGUGCCAGACAGAACAGUUUACAAAUGGAGAAGAGUUUGUUGUCCCUGAAGGAAAGUGAAGAAUCUCUUAAGUCGCAGGUGACAGAGAAGGAUAUGAAGCUCCAAGACAGGGAGCAGCAGUGCAAGCAGCUAGAGGCUGAGCUGGAGAGACACAGAAAAAAAGCAGAGGCUCUGGAGAUGGAAAAGCUAAGCGUGGAAAAAACGUGCCUUCACCAAACAAAACUGAUUGAAUCCCUUACUACUGAGAAGAAUUCAGUGGAGAAAGUCCAGCUGGAGCAAGCAGCUUGUCAGGAAAAAAAAACCCAAGAGCUAGCUUCCAAACUGGCUGUGACUGAAGAGCAGCUGCAGGUCAAUCAUGGUGAAGUGUCCAGGCUGCAGACCGAAGUCAUUGAGCUGCGAGCCAAACUUCAACAGACAGCUGAUGAACGAGAGAGGGUGCAAGGCAAGCUGGAUGUCACCGAGGUGGUUCUGGAAGAACAGAAAAUGCUGGUCCAGCAGCUGAAAGAGCAAAGUGAAUCGCUCAACAGAAGCCAUGUGCAAGAGCUGGUACAGUGCAAGCAAAGAGAGGAGGCUCUGGAAAAGGAGUGGGAAAAGGAUGCCCAUCAGAAAGCUGAGAUGGAGAAGAACUUGAUGAGUCUCAAGGAAGAGCUGUCUAAGGUGAAACAGUGUUUGGAAACUAUAAGAACAGAAAACGUGGAGCACAAAGACCUUCUCCACAGGACCAACACUGAGAUGGCAGAACUCGGGAUUCAGAUCUGUUCCCUGACCUCUGAAAAGGUGGCUGCAGAAGAGAAGCUGGCCCAGGUCAGUGAGAGGCUUCAUGAAGUGGAUGAGCAGGCAGCAAAGGAACAGGAGAGGCUGCAACUUGACAUCUCUGUGCUUAAGCAAGAGAACCAAAACCUGCAAGACAAACUGAGGGAGGCUCAGGUAUGUGCUGCAGCUGUUCCAAGCCUGCAAGCACAGCUGGAGAUGGCUGAGAAACAGACACAGAACUUCCAGGAGACCAGCAAAGAAGAGCUGUCUUCAAUAAAAUUUCAAAUGAGCACAGAGAUUUUAAAUUAUCAAACAAAAUUCAAGGCUGUCAGCGAGGAAUGUGAGAAAGUAAAAGAGCAGCUCAAGGAGCAGAAGCAACAACUGGGUGCAACAGAAGAGGAGAUUGCAGAGUUAGAGGCUACAAACACAGAUCUGUCUAGCAAACUGGAUCAAGCAACAGAGCAGCUGACUGAAUACGAAUCUGUCAGGCUGAAAAAGGAAGAGGAGGUGAUGUCACUGAAAGAAAACUUGGAAAGGACCCAAAAGGAAGUUGACAAAGCAAAUGAGCAAGUCAAAGAAUAUAAUGACAAGCUCAACAAAGUGAAAAUGGACAGAGAGAGCAAUGACCAGAAGUUGUGUGCUGAGCUGGAUGAUCUAACAAGAACCAAGCAAUUCCUGGAAGAACGUUUAAUAGAACUCAUCAGGGAUAAGGAUGCCCUCUGGCAGAAAUCAGAUGCUCUGGAAUUUCAGCAGAAGCUGUCUGCAGAGCAAAGAUGGCUGGGAGACACAGAAGUAAACCAGUGCCUGGACUGCCAGAAAGAGUUCAGUUGGAUGCUACGCCGACACCAUUGCAGAAUAUGUGGUCGCAUUUUCUGUUACUACUGCUGCAACAACUAUAUGAUGACAAAAAGUGGCAAGAAGGAACGUAGCUGUAGAACUUGCUUUAAUAAGCCUAGAGUGGUUGUCGAUAAUGCAGAUGGCUCAGGAUCUCCUGUCAACCAAGGGGCAUCAGCAUCUCCAUUAGAGUCACCAGUGUCACCAAACAGGAGAGUUACAGUUACCAAUGAAGCCUCCAAACCACAAGAUGAUGCAACAUUCGAUAUCAUCACAGACGAGGAAUUGUGCCAAGUGCAGGAUUCUGAUUCUGCCCUCAAUGAAAGUCAAACUGAAGUAGAAUCUAUGGACCAGAGUGUGACAGAUCUAAACAGCAUGUAUAAUUCAUCGACCUUUGAUGAAUCAGAAGAAUUGCAAAUGGCCCAAGAUGCUGAGACAUGCUUGCUGAAGUCAGGAGAACUGAUGAUAAAAUUACCCAUUACAGUGGAAGAGAUAGCAAAUUUUGGAGAAGACAGUAGAGAGCUGUUCAUUAAGUCCAGCACCUACAGCGUCAUUCCCAUCACUGUUAAAGAGACUGGCCUUACAAUAAGCUGGCUGUUUUCUUCAGACCCAAAAAGCAUCUCAUUCAGUGUCAUUUACCAAGAAUCAGAAGAGGCAACAUUGGAUCAGUGCAAAGUUCUUAUUCCUUUGACUCGCUGUAACUCUCAUAAGGAAACAAUCAGAGGGCAAGUGAAAGUCAGAAAUGCUGGUAUCUACAUGCUGAUAUUUGACAACACGUUCUCUAGGUUCAUCUCAAAAAGAGUCUUUUAUCACUUGACUGUUGAACGACCUGUGAUCUAUGAUGGAAGUGAUUUUCCAGAGCCUUGAAUAUAUGGUGUUAUUUUUAAGCAUAUUUUUAAGAAACACUAUUAUUUAUAUAUGUGUGUGUGUGUGUGUGUGUGUGUGUGUGUGUGUGUGUAAGCACUAAAAAUACCACUGUGUUUGAAGACCCUUUAAAACUACACAACAGUUACAAAAAAAAAAGCACUUACUAUAUGUUUACACCUAAGAAACAGAUAUCAUUCAUAUGACCAUUAAUGGUUCUGUACUGUGUACAGAUUGCUCAAAAAAGCAUGUUGUUUAGUAGGGUUGGUCAGAAAUUUUCCACCAUUUAUUUUUAUUGAAAAAUUGGGUCUAAAAAACCAGAUUUUACUAAACACUUUUGUCAGUAAACCAAAUAUUUUAGCUAAAAUGAAUUUUUUAAUUGAAAAAUUUGAAAAUUGUUUUUCUUGACAUUUAGAACAGGGCAUAAAAAUAAACACUUCUAACCAGCUGUAUUUUCUUAUGAAAACAACAACUAUGCAAUAGUCCAGUCAUUAAAGACAUAUCAUAAUCUUUAUAAAAGUAUUACCUUUUUGCAAAAUUUAUAAACAGCAAAGAUAGCUUUUAUAUAACCAGUUUAGGCUUAAAAUAUCUUACUGGCUGUUUUUAAAAAUGCUAGUUACACAAAUAUGCUGCAAUAGCUCUAUAAUUCUGAAUUACUUCUGCCACUUUUGCCUUCUGUACCCUGUAAAGAGUGAAAGUUCUUGCAGAGGAAGGUACUUCUGAAGGUGAGUAACAUUGGCAGAAUAAGUGUACAAUCUGCUGAAUUAAUUGGACCUCCAGUACAUGACACUAAAGAAGAGAAAAUGGGCAUGGUUCUUCUUCCUUUUCCUUUUUUCCUGUUUUGGCACCUUAAACUGCAACAUUCACAAGAAAACAAAAAUACUUUAAGAUGGAAAAUGACAAAAACAGUUCCUUUCUGUACACUGAGCGGAAGGUAGCAUGUAACGGACCUGAUAACACUUGACUCUAUCUAAAGAAACCCACCCAGGCUUGACUAUAUCAAGACACAGUGGACACGUCUACAUGAGAUGCCUAAUGCGCAGUAGACUAAUUCUACUGCACAUUAGCGCAUUAUGGCAAAAACUGUGCUAAUGCACUAAUGCUCAGUAGAAUUAUUAGUCUACUAUGCAUUACGCACCACAAAAAGCCAUGCCCCAUUGCUACUGCACUUUAGCUCCAGCUACUGCGCAUGUAUGUAGUACCUCAUACUAGAGGUACUAAACUUAAUGCACAGUAACAGCGGUGCAUUAAUGCAUGUGUAGACGUGCCCAAUGAAACCUUCAUCCUUCUCCUCUUUUCUCCUAUCUGUCUCUCUCACUCUUAGCAGUUCCAUUACAUCAUUUUUUCUUUCUUCUUUUUCAUCUUUCCCCUAUUUCUGCUUCUUCAAGUCACAUUCAGCCUGAGUCUCUCCUCCUUUACUCAGUGAUUUCCUUUCCAUUUCCAGGCUAAAUCAGGUGAUACCCAUUCCCCACUGUCCACCUGACCCUCCUACUUCUUUCCUGCCAUUUCCUCACCCCAUUUUCAUCUCAAUUCCCAGCUGCAGUGUUCAGUCGCUGCUAGAUCCAGCAUGGCUGCCAUAUGAAAAUAUGCAUUUCUCAAUGGGGUUGGCCAAAAAAAUUGCCACCAAAGCCGUUUUCGAAGGAAUUUUUCAACAAAACAGAAUAUCUGUGCAAAGUUUCUGCUCUCUAUGGACAAUAUCAAUAUUUUGACAAAACAUUUGCAAUUAAAAAGAUUUCAUUUUUUGACAGAAAUUAAAUUGGGGGGGGAGCCCUAGUUUCAAGUCCAGACUGAGGCAGCUGGUUAUCUAUAGGAGACUUUAAGGAUGGAGAGUGGGGAGACAAAAAAAGCAUUGGGUGAGGCUGGGGGCAGAGGAUUCUUCAUCAGAGUUCAGUUCAGGCUGGGAGAAAGAUAGACGUUCACAUUGUUUUUUAUACUUUUCUAGCUGAGUUUCUCACCCCUAUGAGGCCCCAUUUAUUGUGAUAGACCUGAUGCAGACUGUUGUAGGUAAUUGCAAAAAAGCUGCUAUUCAUUUAGACAACAAUUCGAGCACCUGACAUUUUGUAGGAACUAAUGAUCAUCUGAAAGAAGAAGAGUUAAUUGUCCAAAAUAAAGCAGAAGACCAUUAAUCCCAAGUGCCCAGGUCAUUACUGGUGUUAUAAACUGCAAAUUAAAAGGCAGAGACGAAGCUGUGGACCUUUGCUUUGGGUGAUUUAGUUUGUAGUUGGUGAAUAUAGGGCAUUUUUAUACAGUGAAAGCUCUUUAGAUAGCCUUUUAUGCAAAUAUAAAUCUUAUUGAUUUCAACAGGCUUUGGAUUGGGCCCGAUAUUAGUCAGUCACAUUACCUGACUUGUAUUGUAACAUUCCAUUCAGUUUAUAAUCUAGUUCUUCUUUAUUGUUGUUACUAUGUGUAAACUUCAUGAGGAAGAUGCAUCAAAGGAGCUGAGGGGUCAAACACAAUUAAAAUUAAACUCUUAUUUUGCUGCGAAUGUACUUAACAUUUAAGAAUUUCAUCAGGGUGGAGAGGAGAUUAAAGUGGAUAGCGAAUAAGCAAUAAACAAAUUGUGCACAUUAUUUUUCUAGAAUAUUAUUUUAGUGUUGGAGUUAUAGUUUGUAUUUAAUUAGGAAAUAAGAAUUUAUUUAAUGGAAUACCAUAUACCAUUCACUAUGCAGUAUAAUGGAAGUCCACAGCAGUUUUCCUUAAGCUUUUAGGUGUGAUUUUUAAAAUAAUUUUGUUACUGUUUUAGUUAGGAUACUAAUUUUACUGGGAUAAUUUUUGUAAAAUGCCAAAUGUAAUUUAAAGGAACACUGUCAAAUAUAUUAGCCUUGGCUAUACCCAUUAACACUGUAAAUAUUCUGAUAGCGAGUGGCUUCUAGAUGUUGUUUCUGUCUCUCUUUUUUCUUAAACCUAUCACUCUGUCCCAAAGAAUAGUUUUGAAAAGCUACUGCUUGUGCAGCUCCUAGGAUAAAUGGUUCUCUGCGGCACACACCGUAUUUCCAAUAAUAUUUCUGAGCGUUAAUGAUCAAGAGUUUAGCUUUAAAAAUUGUGAGUGUUUGGGGGUUUUUUAAAUGAUAAAUACUGAGGGCUUUAGAAUGCACUUGCUUCCAUUUUCAAGCUUUUCUCUGUAAUCAUAAGGGCUAAAACCUCCUUUUUUGGAAAAUGAAAGCUGAGCACUCUCUUGCAAAUAUCCCGAUCCUGAGAGCUUGGGCUUUAAAAAAAAUUAAAUCAUUAAAAAUCUCAAGAAUAGGCAACAUUGAAAAACAGCCAUUCAGGAUCAAGAUCGCAAAUCUAUGAAGAAAGCCCUUCAGAACUGUGUAGAUAUCAGUUACACUAAUAAGAUAAUAUCUGGCAAUGUAGCAAGAAAUGUACUAUAUUAGGAGGCCACAAUAAAAAAGAAGGAAAAAAUAUAGUUUCCCAGAGUCUCAGCUUUAUUAGAGCGCUGCAGUGUCUAAGGCUGUUGUGGCUCCUGUUAUGGUUUAGAGCAGUGGUUCUCAACCUUUCAAGACCAAAAGGCCCCCUCAUUAGACACAAGGUGCCCCUCAGAAAAUGCGAGCUCUUUAAUUUUCGCUUUUUUUGGAGUAGAGAAAGAUAACAAAGCAAUUCUUCGGUUGUAAAGAAGUCAGAAAGACCAGGAAAGAUAAGAAUCUUUUCAACACUACAAAUUCCAAUUUGAAAACUCUGGAUUUAUUUUGUGAAUCAUGUUUGCACCCUGAUUGAGAAUCAUAGGUUUAGAGAAACAUCUUUCAGAGGUGGCUGUGUGCUCUAUUUCAGUUGGAGGUUUGUAUAAAAGGAAGUGGCAGUUGUAUAUCAGCUACCUGGGGAAUCCCCACCUGCUCCAGUUGCCUUUCUGCUCUCUGAAAUGGGGCAGAGAAGCGAAAAAAAAAAAGAUGGCAAGGGCAGGAAGAGUAUUUUCAAGUCAAUAAGAGGUUCUAACAAAUAGUUUGUUUAAAGGAAAAUGAGCUGGCUUUCCUUGAUUUGUAUGGAGCUCUGGAAAGACAGUGAAAAUCCAGCCAUCUUAUCUGAAAGCAUAACAUUUUGCCAUGUAUCUGUCCAUUGUGCCGUACAAGGAGUACAGUGUCAGCCUCGCUGGUUUUCCAUUAAUGAAUGGGCCCAAAGCAGUCCCUAAUGGAAAAUACCACACAAAAGAAAGAGUUAUUCAAGGGGCUUAGAUCAGUGAUGCUUGACCUUUUGAAUCCAUGGACCAGAUGAGGGGACUGGAGCUGGUCCAUAAGCCAUAUUGGGCACCUGCGGCAGAAUUGGACUCCAUAUUGUCUCGGCCCAGCUUGGCCUCCAAUGGUCUCUGAUGCCAAAACUGGGCCCCACGGCUCUGUGCUGCCUCGGCCCAGCAUUCAUAAACCAGGAUUUGGCUCUGGGGCUGCGCGUUGCCUCUGCCCAGCCCUGCUCACUGGGAUUGGGCUCUGGGGCUCCGUGCUGCCCCUCCUCACUGGUAUCAGGCCCCAUGCCACCCUGAAUGCCCAUUCCAGUGCACAGGGCCAUGCUGUCUGACCCCACGGGUCCAGAAAUGUGAUAGCAGGGCAGUGGUACCACUGGAUCUGCCUCAUGUGCUGAGGUUGAGCACCUGUACCUUAGACCCCUGUUCAACAAAGGGCUAUUGCACAGGAACAGUCGCAUUGAAGUCAGUCAGGCUGCUCAUACUUAAAUAUGCGCUCAAAAGCUUUGAAUCAGUUCUUUUAUGAACUCAACAUCCCCCGUAAUGGAUAUAAGAGAAAAGACUCAUUUUAAUCCAGGGUGAAACUAAAUGAAAAGGAUACAGUCUGGUGCUUUUGUAGUCAAGAAACUUUUGUAUCCAAGAAAGUACACAUAACAGACAACAUAAGUGGUUGGGUCCCUUUGCGGGGUAUCAGGGUGAUGUGCUAAACGAUUCUUUCCUCCCCAAGUUCACUCUUUUUUUAGGCAUAGGGUAAAAUUUAGUUGCUUUUUUUUUUUCAAAAUAUGGCAGUGUUCCUUUACAUUUCUCUAAACAUUAUUGCAAAUUGGUUCAUGAAAAUGUCUCAAGUGGAAGAGUUUGCCAAUUUAAACUGUGGUAAACUAUGUGUAAAGAUACUAUGCAUGACUGCUGCUUUGUGUUUCAAAAUUGAACUUGCACUACAGCUCUAACAAUCCUCAAUUGUAGCUUAUUCAGAACCAUCCUUUGCUCAUGACUGCCAAAGAAUUGCACAGUGAAUUUGCACCAAACUUCAAUUUAUCUUUUGCAGGGAAAUAAAGAUUUCCAUGUAUUAAAGUCUGUACAUUUAUGGGGAUGUAGAUGGCUGUGUACUGGAAUGUUUGUUGAUGCUUUUUUUUUUAACUCAGGAAUUAAAUAAAUAAAAAUCGGUCUCCUUUAAAAAUGAACCUCCCUUUUCUGCUUAUAGGUACAAUUUUGUCUUAAAGAUGAGAAAAUUUUGAAUACUAGACCAUUUG